Messenger RNA from Cyprinus carpio (common carp), 1872 nucleotides. It is a transcript of the gene ackr3a, whose product is annotated as atypical chemokine receptor 3a. The record is from RefSeq and is a predicted model, not a curated record. Gene Ontology annotation, cellular component: membrane. Gene Ontology annotation, molecular function: G protein-coupled receptor activity; chemokine binding; coreceptor activity. Gene Ontology annotation, biological process: immune response; angiogenesis; chemotaxis. NCBI's taxonomy places the organism in Eukaryota, Metazoa, Chordata, Actinopteri, Cypriniformes, Cyprinidae.
GCGUCACCACUUUCAUUCACUCUAUUUAAACAACCUGAAGCACAAGCGCCAACGGAAUCACUUCAUCUCAUCGGCGGACAAGAACGAAACCGUGGAUUAAUACUGCGCACUGACCAAACUUUAAAGUCAAAAUGACAAAGUUGCAGUCUUCACCACCAAACGAGAAGAUGAGUCUUAGUGCCAGUGAACUGACUGAAUUCUUCACCAUGUGGGAAGAAUUAAACUUCACAGACGCCAGUGACAACAACUCGGCGGUGGAAAUGCAAAUGUGCCCCACAUCCUUCAACCGUUCUGCUCUCCUCCAUGCUAUGUGCACCCUCUAUUCCUUCAUUUUUGUUGUAGGCUUGGCCGCCAAUGCACUAGUAGUGUGGGUCAACUUGCGCUCGGAGCGUCAUAACCAUGACACACACUUGUAUAUAUUAAAUCUAGCAGUGGCUGACCUGUGUGUGGUCGCUACUCUCCCGGUGUGGGUGAGCUCGCUGGCACAGGGCGGUCACUGGCCGUUUGGCCAAGCGGCUUGUAAGCUCACACAUCUACUCUUCAGUGUCAACCUUUUCGCCAGCAUCUUCUUCCUGGCCUGCAUGAGUGUGGACCGGUAUCUUUCGGUGGUCCGCUCGGGGGAGAUUUCUCACAGACGAGGACGACAAAUACGACGUUUAGUGUGUGUGGUAACAUGGCUGCUUGCUUUAUUCGCCUCAAUACCUGACACAUACUUCCUGCAGUCCAUCAAAUCACUACACAGUCAUGUGACUUUGUGUCAUCCUGUAUAUCCACAGGACAACUCUUUGCAGUGGAUGGUGGGCAUUCAGCUGAGUUUUGUGGUUCUUGGUUUUGUCAUACCCUUCCCCGUUAUAGCAGUGUCCUAUGCACUGUUGGCAAACACUCUGGCUUCCUCUUCCUCUCAUUCCCCUUCAAAUGGCGACCAGGAUCGCAGCGUGAGCAGGAAGGUCAUCCUCAUGUACAUUGUGGUUUUCAUAGCUUGCUGGGCACCAUAUCAUGCUGUGCUGUUAGCCGAUGCGCUAGCAGUGUUAGGUGUGCUGCCGCUGGGCUGCAGUUUAGAGAAUGGCCUUUUUGUGGCGCUGCACCUUACGCAAUGUCUGUCACUGCUGCACUGCUGUGUGAACCCUGUUGUCUACAGCUUCGCUCACCGUCACUACCGUUAUGACCUCAUGAAAGCUUUCAUCUUCAAAUACUCCAAACGUACAGGGCUGGCGCGGCUCAUGGAGGGCUCUCAGGGCACCGAGACAGAGUAUGCAAUGGUGGAAAACACCUCUGCGACUGUGAGCUAGGACCCUCAAGACCGCCACCAUCAAGCCAUGCUCUGCACUGCUUCAAAACAUGAACUCCUCUGACAUGUUUUCCUGAAAUUUAGAUAAACUAAACUAAAUUAUUUUCAUCAAAAUUGCAGUAAAUUCUCAACAGUGACUCCAAAGAUUUUGAAUAAUUAAUUUGAAAUGUGCCAAAGACUGAUGGGAUUUUGUCAAAUCAGAACCUCUUUGAGAUGUUUUCCUGAAAUUCAGGUAAAAUUGACCACGUUCUGUCAAAAUUGCAGCAAAUGCUCAACAGUGACUCCAAAGAUACUAAUCAAUUCAUUUGGAAUGUUCCAAAGACUGAUAAUAUAUUUUAACAUCAGAACCAUGAACACUGAUACAAUGAAUUGAUUCCAAAUUAACUGGCAGCCUAAAUUUUACAAUUUUGAACCACUUUAGAGAAACAUGAUUUUAGGUAUAGCAUGUUACAGCUUGAUGCUGUAUCAUUCCAAAAAGAGAAUUCUCCAUAAUUGUCUAAUAAUGACAAUAAUGAUUUAUAAUAAAUAAAUAAAUAUAAAAAAAUACAAUAAAAUAAAGAAAUUGAAGCUGUAAAUAAAACAAA